GGUGGAAGAAGAGAUAGGACCCCGGAUUCUUCUUUCCACCGCUGUUAAGCUGGCUCGUUGCCAUUCUGCCAUUGUCCCGACCUGCUGGCUGCUGCCCUCUAAUUCCUUUUACUCCCCGCCGAGCGAAACAAACGGCCUUCUUGGUCGCCUCCCCCAUUUCGCCGCUGGGCGCUGGCUCACCCCACUGGCUUUCUCAAGUUUCAAGCCCCUGCUGCAUCUUGGCCAGGUUGACUUGGAGUUGGAAGUGUCGUCGUUUUGUUCUCCAGCAUGGACACAACCGCCGACAUGAGUGGCCUGAAGCUCGGACUGUCUUGAACACACAAGAGUCCUAUAUGUACACAUUGUGAAACUUCAUCAAGGGAGCAAUUCUCCAUGACUGAUGAGUCCACCAAAUCUUCUAUUUUCCCUUCUUUCCACAUGUUCCAUGCCUGAAACAUGACACAAUCUCAUAUCAGGAUCGUUUUUAUCAUGUGGACAGUUCUGAAUUAUUAUGAGAGUGUGCCAGUCCUUACAUAUGCUCUAAGAUUAGGAAAAUCCAUGUGAAGAUGUGGUGAGCUGAUCUUCAAACCACUUACAAUCUCCAGCAUUAAAACACCAAAGCUUUGAAGAUGAGCAGGGCAUCAAUCAAAAUCAUCCCAGAGUGCUACAGCAGACAGGCAGCACUUAAGCUGAAAGGUGGAAUAACAACUUGAAGAGUGACGGGACAAAGACAUCGACGACCUGGUCCAAACUAAGUCCAAAACACUGCAGACCGGUGGACUUUGACGCCGUAAUUGCCUUGGGCUGGGCCGUUGGGCGAUGUAACGCGUCAUCAACACGACCGUCACCGGCCCCAUGUACCAUCACGCAAGCGCACGCGAUUAAUAGCGGGUGGGCCGCACGUACAUAGCUAGCUGAGUUAGUUACAAACAUGUGCUGUAAGCCUGUAUAACAAAUGAUCCAAUCUUUACAUACAUAGCUAGCUGACGUGCAUGAUUCCGUGUGCAACGACAAACAUACAUCGCACAUGGCGGUUCUCAACCUCCUCGCCUUGAUCAUUGCCACGCUACUGCUACUUUUCAGAAGAACCUCCGGCGCCGGCAUUUCGCCGGCGGACACGCUCAACAGCGGGGGCAACGUCACCGAUGGCGAGACGCUGGUCUCGGCCGGUGGCACAUUCACCCUGGGCUUCUUCUCCCCGUCGACCACGGUGCUGACCAAGAGGUACCUCGGGAUCUGGUUCACGGCGUCUGGUACGGACGCCGUCUUGUGGGUGGCCAACCGCGAAACCCCGCUAAACAACACCUCCGGCGUCCUGGUGAUGAGCAGCCGGGUGGGCCUUCGCCUUCUCGACGGCUCUGGCCGGACCGCCUGGUCCUCAAACACGACCGGCGCCUCCACCUCUUCGGUGGCACAGCUGCUCGGGUCCGGCAACCUCGUCGUGCGCGAGAAGAGCAGCAACGCCGUCUUCCAGUGGCAGUCGUUCGACCAUCCGCAGAACACCUUGCUCGCCGGCAUGAGGUUCGGCAAGAACCUAAAGACCGGCAUGGAGUGGUCCCUGACGUCGUGGCGGGCGCAGGACGACCCCGCGACGGGGGACUACCGUCGUGUCAUGGACACGAAGGGCCUUCCGGACAUCGUUACUUGGCACGGCAACGCCAAGAAGUACCGCGCGGGUCCGUGGAACGGGCGCUGGUUCAGCGGCGUGCCGGAGAUGGACUCAGGGUACAAGCUGUUCUCCGUCCAGAUGGUGGACGGCCCGGACGAGGUCACCUACGUGCUCAACACCACGGCCGGCAUCCCCUUCACCCGCGUGGUGCUGGACGAGGUUGGCAAGGUGCGGGUCCUGAUGUGGCUGCCGACCAGCCGGGUGUGGAAGGAAUACCCAUGGCUGCCGCGCGACGCCUGCGACGAGUACACGUCCUGCGGCGCGUUCGGCCUGUGCAACGUCGACGCCGCGCCGACGCCGUCCUGCAGCUGCGCCGUGGGGUUCAGCCCCGUGAACGCGUCGGAGUGGUCCAGGAGGGAAGCCUCCGGCGGGUGCCAGAGGGACGUGCCGCUGGAGUGCGCCGCCGGCAACGGGACGGCGGUGACGGACCGGUUCGCGCCCGUGCACGGCGUGAAGCUCCCUGACACGGACAACGCGACGGUGGACAUGGGCGCGACGCUGGAGCAGUGCAAGGCGAGGUGCCUCGCCAACUGCUCGUGCGUGGCCUAUGCCCCCGCCGACAUCCGAGGCGGCGGCGAUGGCAGCGGCUGCGUCAUGUGGAAGGAUAACAUCGUUGAUGUCCGGUACAUAGAAAAUGGGCAGGAUCUGUUUCUGAGGUUGGCCAAGUCUGAAUCAGCUACAGGGGAGAGGGUCCGUCUGGCAAAGAUUUUGGUUCCAGUGAUGGCGUUUGUGCUUGCACUCACGGCCGCCGGCAUGUACCUUGCUUGGAACUGCAAGCUUAGAGCCAAGCGUCGGAACAGGGAUAAUUUGAGGAAAGCGAUCCUAGGAUACUCGACUGCGCCAAACGAACUCGGUGAUGAAAACGUAGAGCUCCCAUUUGUCAGCCUUGGAGAGAUUGCUGCAGCAACAAAUAAUUUUUCCGAGGACAACAUGCUUGGGCAAGGUGGCUUUGGGAAGGUCUAUAAGGGUACGCUGGGACAGAACGUGCAGGUUGCAAUCAAAAGGCUCGGCCAAUGUUCAGGACAGGGCGUGGAGGAGUUCAGGAACGAAGCCGUCCUGAUCGCGAAGCUGCAGCACAGGAACCUGGUCAGGCUUCUUGGAUGCUGCAUCGACGGAGACGAGAAGCUGCUAGUCUACGAAUACUUACCGAACAGAAGCCUGGACUCCAUUAUUUUUGAUGCUGCAAGUAAACACCUCCUUGAUUGGCCAACACGUUUCAAGAUAAUCAGAGGAGUAUGUCGAGGGCUCCUUUAUCUCCACCAGGACUCAAGGCUGACUAUAAUCCACAGAGACCUGAAGACGAGCAACAUACUGCUGGACGCAGAUAUGAGCCCCAAGAUAUCGGAUUUCGGCAUGGCAAGAAUCUUUGGUGGAAACCAGCAUGAAGCGAACACCAAUCGAGUUGUUGGGACGUACGGUUACAUGUCUCCUGAAUAUGCAAUGGACGGCGUGUUUUCUGUCAAGUCAGACACGUACAGUUUCGGCGUCAUAGUCUUGGAGAUCAUAAGUGGCCUGAAGAUCAGUUUAACCCAUUGCAAUGGCUUCCCUAACCUGCUAGCUUAUGCAUGGAGCUUGUGGAUAGACGACAGAGCCAUGGAUCUCGUGGACUCGUCCCUGGAGAAGAGCAGUUCCUGCAGUGAAGCUUUACGCUGUAUCCAGAUCGGACUGCUGUGUGUGCAGGACAACCCGAAUAGUAGGCCGCUCAUGUCGUCGGUGGUGACCAUGCUCGAGAACGAAAGUACGCCACUUGCAGUGCCGAUACAGCCAAUGUAUUUCUCAUACCGGGGACUGGGAGGGACGGGAGAAGAAAAUAAUACUAGCAGUUCUGUGAAUGGCAUGAGCCUCACGACAAUGUUAGUGGGACGAUAGUUGUUGUUUAUUAUAUUAUACCUCCGUUUUUGUUGGAACAGAUGUGUAAUAGCGCAUUAGCAGCUUAUAUUGUUCUAGAGAAGUCAUAUAUUUAUAUAUCGAUUGCUAUUAUAAGCAAGAUGAUAUUACAGUGUU
Zea mays is the source of this 3652-nucleotide messenger RNA. RefSeq names its product receptor-like kinase. Gene Ontology annotation, cellular component: plasma membrane. Bases 1007 to 3517 code for a protein of 836 amino acids. The transcript has 10 exons. Gene Ontology annotation, biological process: protein phosphorylation; recognition of pollen. Gene Ontology annotation, molecular function: ATP binding; protein serine/threonine kinase activity. NCBI's taxonomy places the organism in Eukaryota, Viridiplantae, Streptophyta, Magnoliopsida, Poales, Poaceae. The record is from RefSeq and is a predicted model, not a curated record.